Messenger RNA from Monodelphis domestica (gray short-tailed opossum), 17807 nucleotides. The record is from RefSeq and is a predicted model, not a curated record. NCBI's taxonomy places the organism in Eukaryota, Metazoa, Chordata, Mammalia, Didelphimorphia, Didelphidae.
UCACUUUGGAAGUGGAAUUGAUAGGUGGAGCCAACCCUGGCGGGCAGCGCCUCAGGCUCUGGGAUGAGGCUGAGGAGGCGACCCUCAGACAAAUCCUAGGGGUGCGUGGGUGGGUGAGGGCGGAGUGGAAGCCCCCUCAGCCUUAACCUCUGAGGUGUAGCUCCUAGAUCCCAGGGCGGCCUCGGGGCGGGGCGGGGCGGUGGAGGGGGAAGAGGGGUUCCGGGAACAGGACGGGGCGGGGCGGGGCUGGGACCGGGGCGAGAAGGAAGGAGGGUCUCUGUCCCCGCCCCUCGUGCCCCCGCAAUUCCGACGGGACGUGCAGUAGGCUGUAGUUCCAUCCGGCUCCAGCACCAAUCCAUACCUUGGCCCCAGUAAGGGGACGUAGCUGCCAUUGAGUCCUUCGGUCCAUCUGCCCAUUGUGAAAGGUGAGUCGUGUGGGUUCUUCGAUUCCUGCCCAAAGUUCUGUUGUGGGAACUGCUUUUUGAAGUACUGUUGCUCUGACGUGCAGAACAAGUUUGAUGACGACAUUCUAUGCUCUGAUGACAGGUCAUUAGAGUGGGUAGAAAAAGAUAGAAAAAUGACAUUUGAGCCUGACUUCGACAGCGGCCCCUCCCCAGGCAGCACAUGAACAGGAAGGAAGGAAGCAGAAGGAAGCCAGAGUCAAGUUUUGGCAAGUAGUGAUUGUGGGUGGGACAAAGAGGCAAUGGAGUUCAUAAGUGGAGGCUAGUAAAGUUGGAAGUGUUCACUAAGGGGUCAGGAUAGGGAAAGGAGACUAGUAUAUCCAGAGUAAGAGGGAUGACUCUGGGAAGAAUUGAGGAGUGAGAUCCUGGGAGGUCAUAGUUGAGGAGGAAGGAUAGAAUGGGGACAGGGAGGUGUUUCUGAGGCAUAGGGAAAGAUAGAAUGAUAAAAGGAUUUUAUGAUCAGAAAAAAGAAUUUCAGAAUUGCUGAACAUGGAAGUGGCACACUUGUGGGCAAGAUCAAGGAUCUGAACAUCUCUUUUUGGGGUCAAGGAGCUAAUUUUGGGGUACUAUAUAGAUCACUGGUCAGUGAAUUUGGCCCCCCACUUGUUUUUGUAUAGCUGCCUAGCUAAGACUAGUUUUUAUAUUUUAAGUUACAUUUUAAAAUUUAUAAAACUAAAAAUAUAAAAAAACCCCCAAACAUUCUUAGUUCAUGGGGGUGCUGCAGACUAGAUUUGGCCUGAGGGUCAGAGUUUGCUGGCCCCUGGCAUAGAGUGAGAGGAACUGGGAAAUGAAUGUGUUCUAGGGAAGAUAAAUAUGUUUAUGGAAUUCACUUAGUAUGAUGGCGGGAAUUGGAAUGGAGAAAAAGACUGUGAACCAGGUAUCCAAUUCAUUGGGGAAGGAGACUGUUCGAGGGGUCAAUAGAAGGAUCUGCCUCAGGUGACAAUUCUGCGUGGUUGUGGUGGUGAAGCCUGUCUGUAGCUUAUUUCUCAACCAGGAUUGGUGAAUUGAGAGGUAAGAGAGAAAGUAUGGAAAGUACUGAAUGGGGCGCCUAGGGAGCAUUGUCUAAUGGGAGGUUAAGGCUGAGGAACAUAGGAUUUGGGAAUAGUGAUUAGGGUUUGUACAUCAGUCAUCAGGGUUGCAGAAUUAUUGAGCUAAAGGGCUAAAAAUUUCAUUGUAGGAAGUGUUUGUUGUAUUUGAAGACUUGUGUGGAAUGGCUAUCCCAUGAGCUUGGUGGUCUUAACAUCCUGGUUGUUUUUUUUAAUUAAAAAUUUUUUAAAAUUUUAUUUAGUCAAUUUAGACAUUAUUCCUUGGUUACAAGAAUCAUAUUCUUUCCCUCCCUCCCCUUCCCCCACCCUUCUUGUAGCCGACGUGCAAUUCCACUGAGUAUUACAUGUUGAACAUCCUGGUUUUUGAGUCAUGUAUGUUGUUCUCAGGGCACUCACGGUCGUCGCAUAAUAUUAGAAUUGUUCUCUAAUUGUCAAGUUUAUUAUAAUAGGAAAGGUGCUCUUGAGUCCAGAUCAACUCACCUUGCUAGAGCAUCUUUCCAUGAUCCUGGGACCCUUCCUUUCCUGACUGACUGUUACCCCUUGAUUUACUACCACUUCAAUUAGUGCCUUUUGACUUUCUUUGUAUCCCUAGUGGUUAGCAUAAUGCCAGGUAUCUAGCGUGGAUUCUUAAUAAAUACUUAUAUAACUAAUCAGCUGAGCACCAAUUUUAGUGAUGGACAUGCCAGUUGGCCCUGUUGCCAUGGUUGGGACCGAGUUUCUGGUGAGGAGGUUCUCUGGAGCUGGAGUCUUCUGGUAGCAGCUAUUGGUUUCCCCCAGACCCAGCUCUCUCAUAGUCAUUGUACUUUGUCAUCUCUAAUGGUCCCCUUAGUGACGUCCAAGUGGAGCAGGCCUGGAUUCCUUGAGCUAAUGUUUUGGUGUGAAGCUCAGUGGAUGGCUCCUAGCAUCCCUGCCCUGCCUAACCUUUGUGUGUGGUGCUUGGAAUUGUGGCUUUUUGAAGAAGCUCUAAAAGCAGCUCAGUCUAAUGGGAAUUGGGACUAGGCUUGACAUAUACAUACAUAGUUCUAAUACCAAGUAGAAUGGCACCAAUACAAAGGAUGGGUAUAGACAAAGUGCUGUAAGAGAUCUGAGGACAGGACAGAUCAAUUCCUCCCAAGGCAAGGCUUUAUGGAGAAAGUAGCCCCUGAGCAGAGUUUGAAGGAAGAGAAGAAUUUCAACAUCAUGAUGGAGGAUGUAGAUAGAGACGAGAAAGCUAGUGGGGCAUAUAUAGAGCAUGGGAGAUAAUAGGAAAGGCAGCCAGGAUUCUAACAGGGAUCAGGAAAAAUGGAAAUGAAUAUUGAAGAUGAGAAGUCUGGCUAGUUGCAGAGAUAUUGAUGGGCACAGGAGAUCUGUUUCAGAUCUGUGCCAAAGCAUGGAAGCCGGAGAGUGCUGGAUGCUUUUACUUGGAGAGCAUAAAGUGGUAAUUAAUCAACAUUUAUUAAGCACCUACGAUGGUCAAACAGUCUGUCAGGUGCUAGUAAUAAAUACAAAGAAAAGCAAAAUGUAUUCCUGUCCUUGAGGAGUUCAGGGUCUGCUGGAAGAGACAACAUACAGAUAAUUUGCAUCUAUAAGCUAUAUACAGGAUAAAUAAAUAAUAAUAAAUAGGGGAAGGUACUAGAAUUAGACAACUGGGAAAAGCUUCCUCUUGAAGGGCAGGACUUGAAAGAAUCCAGGGAAGCCAGGAGGUUUAAUUGUAUUCUAUGCAUGAGGGACAGCCAGUGAAAAUGCCCAGAGCCAAGAGAUGGAGGAUCUUCUGUGAAGGACUUCAAGGAGGCCAGUGUCACUAGAUCAAAGAGUUGGGGGAAGGGAGAUAUAAGGGGAACAAGAAGGUAAAGUUAGAAAGUCUGUUAUAUGUAGGGCUUUUAAUGCUCAACAGAAGAUUUUAUAAUUUAUCCUGGGGGUGAUAGGAAGCCACUAGUUUCCUGAGUAGGGGAGCACAGCAUGUUACAACAUUGAGCUGAGUUGAGGAUGGACUAGAGUCAGGAGAGACUUUUGGCAGGUAGACCCACCCGCAGGUGAUUGCAGUAGGUCAAAUGUGAGGUGAGGAAGGUCAGACUUGGGGGGUCAGACUUGAGAGAAGUGAGAGUCCUGCCUGGACAACAAGCUGUCUGCCAAGGGACCACUCACUGAAAGCUCAACCGAGAAAUGGAACCAGUUCAGAGAUGCAGUGAAGGAAACAUCAAAGGCAGUCCUAGGCCCCAAACAAUGCAACCACCAGGACUGGUUCAACAAGAACAACACUGCUAUUGAAGACCUAUUGAGCAAGAAGAACAGAGCCUUUAUGGAGUGGCAAAACAACCCAAACUCUGCUCCUAAAAAGGACAGAUUCAAGUCUCUCCAAGCCACGGCGCAGCAUGAGAUCAGGAAGAUGCAAGACCGAUGGUGCGAAAAAAAGGCAGAAGAAAUCCAGCGCUUUGCUGAUACAAAAAAUUACAAACAAUUUUUCAGUGCCCUCAAGACUGUCUAUGGGCCAUUAAAACCCACCACCACUCCCUUGCUAUUCUCUGACGGUGACACUCUCAUAAAAGAUAAAAAAGGCAUCAGCAACAGGUGGAAAGAACACUUCAGUCAGCUUCUCAACCAACCCUCUUCAGUCAACCAAAGCACCCUUGACCAGAUCCCCCAAAACCACACCAUUGAACAACUUGACGUCCCUCCUUCAAUAGAGGAAGUCCAAAAAGCCAUUAAACAAGUGAGUACAGGUAAGGCACCCAGUAAAGACGGGAUCCCAACCGAGGCAUACAAGGCCUUAAAUGGAAAGGUGCUCCAGGCAUUCCACAUAGUGCUGACCAGCAUAUGGGAAGAGGAAGACAUGCCCCCAGAACUCAGAGAUGCCUCCAUCGUAGCCCUAUACAAGAACAAAGGCUCACGAGUAGCCUGUGACAACUACAGAGGCAUCUCACUACUCUCCAUUGCUGGAAAGAUCCUCGCCCGUGUUAUACUCAACAGACUCCUGUCAUGUGUUUCAGAGCAGAACCUGCCUGAAUCACAAUGUGGCUUCCGACCAGAUCACAGCACCAUCGACAUGGUCUUCACAGUGAGGCAAAUGCAGGAAAAAUGCCUUGAGCAGGACUUGAGUCUCUACAUUGUCUUCAUAGACCUGACAAAGGCAUUCGACACAGUGAACAGGGACACAUUGUGGGUGAUCCUCAGCAAGCUCGGCUGCCCAGCAAAAUUCGUCAAACUGAUCCAGCUCUUUCAUGUCGACAUGACAGGGGAAGUCCUAUCUGGUGGAGAGACUUCCGAUAGCUUCAACAUCUCCAAUGGCGUGAAACAAGGCUGUGUCCUCGCUCCAGUACUAUUCAACCUAUAUUUCACCCAAGUAUUAUAACAUGCUGUGAUGGAUCUAGACCUGGGCGUCUACAUCAAAUACCGACUGGAUGGCUCACUAUUUGACCUUCGCCGCCUGACUGCAAAAACAAAGACAACAGAGAGACUCAUCCUGGAAGCUCUCUUCGCAGAUGACUGUGCUCUCAUGGCCCACCAAGAAAAUCAUCUCCAAACCAUUGUGGACAGGUUCUCCACCGCAACAAAACUGUUUGGCCUGACUUUCACCCUCAGCAAAACAGAGGUGCUGUUCCAACCUGCAACAGGGAGGCCAGCCAUGCAUUACAAUUGAUGGCACGCAGCUUUCUAAUGCCAACACUUUCAAGUACCUGGGCAGCACCAUCACCAACGACGGGUCCCUAGACCACAAGAUUAAUGCCAGGAUCCAAAAGGCCAGCCAGGCACUCGGGUGGCUGUGCUGCAAAGUCCUCCAACACAGAGGUGUAAGCACCGCGACGAAGCUCAAAGUGUAUAACGCAGUGGUCCUCAGCUCGCUCCUGUAUGGUUGCGAGACAUGGACACUGUACCAGAAGCACAUGAAGCAGCUGGAGCAAUUCCACCAACGCUCCCUCCGGUCAAUCAUGAGGAUCCGAUGGCAGGACCGAAUCACCAAUCAGGAAGUCCUCGACAGAGCCAACUCCACCAGCAUCGAAGUCCUGGUCCUCAGAACCCAGCUACGAUGGUCUGGACACAUCAUCCGCAUGGACCCACAGCGAAUACCAAGACAGCUAUUCUAUGGUGAACUGUCAGCUGGACUCAGGAAACAAGGCCGACCAAAGAAAAGAUUCAAGGAUCAGCUAAAGUCCAACUUGAAGUGGGCUGGCAUUGCACCAAAGCAACUAGAACUCGCUGCCUCUGACAGAAGCAGCUGGCGAGCCCACAUUCACCAUGCCGCCACCACCUUUGAAGAUGAACGACGUCGAUGUCUUGCCACUGUGCGUGAACGCCGACACCAGGCCACAACCACACCUCCCGUAACAACUGGCGUCCCAGGCCCCAUGUGCCACAAACUGUGCGCCUCAGCCUUUGGACUCCAAAGCCACAUGAGGGUACAUCAAUAGAUGAUAAUGUACAAAGACAAUUGUCAUUCUCGGUCACCGAGAGACUACCACUAUACAUGUUCUUCAAUGCCAACUUAAAAAAUCUGUUUUAUCUUUUGGGUGGUGGGUAGCCCCAGAAAUUAAAAAACAAACAAAUAAAAACCCCUUAGCUUCUGUUUUAGAAUCAAUACUAAAUAUUGGUUCCAAAGCAGAAGAGUGGUAAUGGGGUUAAGUGAGUUUGUCUGGUGUCAUGCAGCUAGGACAUAUCUGAGGCUAGAUUUGAACCUAGGACCUCCCAUCUCUAGGUCUGAAUCUGAAUCCACUGAGCCAUUCAGCAGCCUCCCUUCCCUCCCCACCCCAGGAAGUUUUUGAGCAGAGGUUGGAUUACCUAUUAGGAGGAUUAUUUGGGCUGCUAUGGAGAGUGUCUAGGCCAAGGAGAUAGGUUAUACAGAAGAGCAUGAUGAUAGUCUUAGGAGAAAGGUUUUGAAGAAUUAGGGUGGUCUCUGAGUGGAGAGAUAGAUGGUUUAUAUGUCAAGGUUGACUCAAGACUUGUUUGAUUGAUUGAAGAAGAUGAGGAAAAGGGAAAAGACAAAGAGGACUACAAAUUUAGGGUCCAACCAGGAUGGGGAUACCAUCAGAAGGAAAGUAGAAAGAUUUUAAGGAAAUUAGUUCAGUUUUAAAUAAGGUGCUAGUGGGACCCUAAGGUGGAGAAGCCCACAGUAGUGCUGAAGAAAUGUCUAUUAUCAGGACUAGGCAACUAUAUUUAGUAGUCUUCUACAGAGAGGAAAUAAUGCGAAUUAAAGAUAUUGCUAAGGGAGGGAGGACCAAGGACAGAGCCUUGAAACUGGGAAUAAAUGAUAUUACUGAAUGAACGAAUGAAUAAAUGAAAAAAAAGAUCUUUUAUUUUUUAACUUUUACCUUCUGUCUAAGAAUAAAUACUAAAUAUUGAUUCCCAGGCCACAGAGUAGUAAGGGCUAGCAAUUGGGCUUAAUAAAUAACUUGCCCAGGGUCACACAGCUAGGAAGUGUCUGAGGUCAUAUUUGAACCCAAGACCUCCUGUUUUUAGAACUGGUUUUCUAUCCAAUGAGCCAUCUUGCUAUCUCAUAAGAGAAAUAUUUGAGAAUCCCUUAAAUAGCAAAGAGAUCAAAUCAGUCAAGACUUAAAAGAAAUUAAUUCAGAUUAUUUGGGAGGUCAAAUAGUAAAGCCAAAGCUUAAAAAUUGGCUACACGGAGAGAAGAUAGGAUUUACUGGAAAAGACUUUAAUGUUGGAAAAAAUAGAAGGCUAAAGGAGAAGCAGAUGUCAGGGAUUGAUGGUGUCUUGGAAACAAUCAAUAUGAAUUUAGGAUAGUCUUUGACAGAUAGUGGAGGAGAAAGGGGAGGUGGGGUGGAAGGGAGAGCCUUGGGUAAUGCCCAGGCUUAGUCAACUAGCACUUCUUAAGUCCCCAGUCCCUGCUAUCUGGGAGCUCACAGUUUAAUGGAGGGGGUGAGGGGUGGAGAUAACAAUCAGACAGCUAUGUACCAACAAGGUACUGAGGCUCCCCUGUCAGAGGAGAGAUGCUGGCAUCAAGAAAGGCUCCUUGCUUUAGGGUGUGGGGAAAGAGUGGUAAGUCAGGGAAGGAGCCAGAGACAUUUAUCUGAAAGAUCAGAGGAGAAUCAGAAUAAGCCUGUGCCAAGAAAGCUAAAGAAGGAGAGUGUAGCUAUGUGACCUUGGACAAGUCACUUUAUACCUGUUGCCUAGCCCUUUACCAUUCUUCUGUCUUAGAAUCAAUAUACUUAGUAUUGGUUCUAAGACAGAUGAUAUGGGGUAAAAAAACAAUAACAAUAAGAAUUACGAACAGUUUCAUACCAUGGAAAAAAUCAAAAGGAUGAAGAUUUAAGGAAAAAGUCAUUGAAUUUUUACAUUUAAAAAAUAAUUGGUGACUUUAGACAGAGUAGCUUGAGUAGAGUGGUGGGAACUGAAACAUGCUCAUUUGCAGGGAUUUAGGAAGGGGGGAAUGAUGAGAGUAGAUGUGUCAAAAUGCAUAACAAACUCCCCCCCCCAAAAAAACCUUACCUUCUGCCUUAGAAUCAAUACAAUGUACUUUUCUAAGGUAUAAGAAUCGUAAGGGCUAGGCAGUUGGGGUUAAAUGACUUGUCCAGGGUCACACAGCUAGGAAGUAUCUGAGGCCAGAUUUAAACUCAAAGAGCUUUCAUUGCUAGCCUGACUCUUAAUCUACUGAGUCAUCUAGUUAACCCCCCCCCCCCAUAACAACUUAAAAACCAGCAGGGAUGUGCAAUUAUGCCAGCCACAGAAUACAACAAAUCAAGGUUUCUCUCUGACCCUUUUCUCUUCCCACUUGGAGAUCAUCUGUCCCUGGAUCCCUGUUGUCUGGUUUGUGGUGAGCAUCCUGCUCAUUCCACCUCUGCAGUUUGUAGAAACUUGCUUCUAGGAUGACUUCAAUCCUUUAUUUAGUGUUCUCUGGCUCUAGCUGUUCUGCCACUUCUUAAUCCACAUAAUUGCAAUCUUACCCUGUAUAUAGUUCUCCAUUACUGUGUAUUGGGGGAAACUUGAUCGGAUGCCUCCCCCAAAUCCACAUAUAUUAUAUUCACUGCUUUCCUCUAAUCCUGCCAGGCUAGUUAAAUUAAUCUGUCAAAAAAAAAUAGACUUUGCUAUCCCUAGCUGUAUUCUUUUUGUGAAUCAAUGCUGGCUACUAAUAAUCACUAUUUAUUUUUUUUUCUUUAGAAUAUUUUCCAUGGUUAUAUGAUUCAUGAUUCCCCAUCUCCAGUUCUUUUCUCCACUCUCCCAGAGCUAACAAGCAGUUCCACUGGGAUAUAUAUAUCAUUGUUAAACCUAUUUCCUUGUUAUUCAUAUUUGCACUACUUCUCAUUCUAAAGGCUUGUAAAACACGUAUUUAAUAAUCCAUUCCAUUGUUUGGGUUUUUAUAGUUUCUAAAAUCAGGAUCUUAGAAAUUUUGAUUGUUUUUCUUGUCUCUGGUCUUCUGGUGCCAUCUAAAUCCUCUAUUAACCCUUCAAAGGUCACUCUUAAUGGUUUUUAGCACACCAUGGUGUAAUUCACCCAGGCUUGAAGAUGAACUCAUGUUCAUGAAGUUGUUUGAUUGUUCUUCAUCUGUCUUAGGUUUUUGUUUCUUCUCUCCUCUAUUUUUUCCACUUUAAAGACUGCCCUCCUUUUCUGGGGGGCAGCUAGGUGAAUAGAGUGCUAGCUGGAGUUAGGAAGACUCAUCAUGUUGGAUUAAAUCUGCCCUCAGACUCACUCUGUGACUGUGGUCAAGUCACUUGAAUCUGUUUGUCUCAGUUACAUCAUUGUAACCAUGAAAAUGUGGGUUUCAAGACUGUGAAUUGCCAAAACUGUAAAGAUAAUUUUAGUGUCUUGAUUUUAAUCAAAAUUUAGUGAUUGCCAUGGGGAAAAUUCCCAAAUAUGAAAAUACUCAAGUCAGCUGGGUUUUAUGGAGAUUUUAAUUAAUGCAAAUAAAGGAAUUAAGGGAAGGGAGAGAGAGAGAGAGAAUAAAAGGAAAUAGUAGGAAAGGGCCUAGGCCAAAUGGCCUAGGCCUGAGCUUUAUGAGAGAAACUAAGUCAGUCUUUUAUCCACUCACCAUAAGAUUUGUCCCAAGCAAAACUCCAGUCCUUCACUGAAAUCCUCAACUCCUGAACUGAGUUUCAGAGACCCAGCUCCUCCAACUAACUCCAAACUCCAACUCAAGCGCCUUCCUUUUAAAGAAAAUUUUCUCUUGUGUCACCUCCCCUAAAUUUUCACAUCUACCAAUCACAGUAGACAUUUUCCCCAGGACUGACCAUUCUUAGUUCACAUCAUCUUUUUUUAUCACAUUCUCUGGGUAGACUAAAACUUCACACCUCUUUUGUUAAGCUUGCCUUUUGUAAGUUGAUUGACCUUUUAGUGAUUAAUUUAACCUUUAUAGGUACUUAGCACCCUUUUGUAUUAGAUCUAAAAACAGACCUAGCUUAAGGUUCUAGCUUUACUAUAAGUAUGAGUUAGGGACUUUUCAUUGUUCAAUCAGGAGUUUACAACUUUAUCUUCCCCUCAGGCACUGUCUGAGUAGGGCGGAGUAAUUUUAAAAGUUCUCAAUACAUUCCUGAUCAAGUACCUCCAUUGUUUAAAUGGAGAAUAGUUUAACCAAAUCUUCUAAGGUGUCUGAGAAGUUUUAAGAUUCACAUCAUCUGUAAAAUAAGCUGGAGAAGGAAAUGGCAAACCACUAUUAUCCAUCAAGAGCUAAAUGGGAUCAUGAAGAAUUGGGCUUGAGUGAAAAACAAUUAAACAGUAACUCCAGUUCUGGAUAAGACAGAUGCAGAAAUAGAACUUAACUUACUUCACUACCCUGAAAUCUGUUGGGUGCCAUCUGUUUCAAAUAAUAAUCCUGUCUUUUCAAUAUUCUUCUUCCUCUAAACAUAGUUAAAAAAAAAAUACAAGGCAUGCAAAAACCUGAUACCCUUUAUUGUUGUUAUCCUUAAAGUGUUGCCUAAGCAUCAGCUCUUUUUGGGCUUUAACACCUCCUUUUUAGACUAUGCUAAAUUUAUAUAUUUGUUCUAUAGUUGUAUGUGUCACCUGUCUUUUGCACGUCCUUUUAAAAUCACUUCUGUCUCUAGCUAUCACCCCAUCUUCCUGAUUAUUGAUAUAAUUGUGUUUGUAAUAAGAAUACAUUCUCAAGAACAAGCCAUCCCUCUUUUUUCAAUAUCAGUUUUUUAAAAAACCUUAUUUUGGUUUUAACAUCCCCCCCAAAAUCAUGUUUCCAAAGACAGAGCAGAACAUAAGGAUUAUAUAUGAAACCAUGAAUCCACAUCUCAUACUGCUUGUGCUUUGUGUUUUUUUUUAUAUUAUAUAUAUUUAUAUUAUAUACAUUACAAAAGAUAUUUUAUCUUAACCAAUUAUAUGUAAUAAAAUUUCAUCUAUGUUUUCUGGUUAUAUGAUCCAAAUUGUCUCACUUCCUCCUUUCCCUCCCCACUCCUGAAGCUUGUUUUAUUUUUUAUAUAUUUUUAUUUAUUUUGUUAAAAUUUGUUUCAGUUACACUUAAAACAAUUUUGAGGUUCAGUUUUUCGUUCUCCUUCUUGUCCCUCAUUUCUAGCCCUUAAGAAGGUAUAAAUUGCUAGGAAAACCUGAAAAUAAUUUUGCAAAAAAUAGGCAUAGACCAACAUUUUUCAUCAUAUACCAAAAUAAAGUCAAAAUGGAUAACUGAUUUAGACAUAAAGGGUAAUGUCAUAAGUAAAUUGGGGGAAUAUUAGAAAAACUAAUAUAUGGAUAAGGGAAGAGUUUAUGACCAAACAGGAGAUAAAGAAGAUCAGAAGAAGUAAAAUGGAUAAUUUUGAUUACUUGAAGGUAAAAACUUGACACAAACAAAACAAAUGAAGCCAAAAUUAGAAGAAAAGCAGACAACUGUGGAGGUGGGGUAGACUUACAAGUUUCUCUGAUAAAGGCCUCAUUUCUCAAAAAUGUAGAGAACUGAGUUAAAGUUGUAAAAAUGAGCCAUUCCUCCAUUUGGUAAAUGGUCGAAGAAUAUGAACAAAAUUUUCAGAAGAAGAAAUCAAAGCUAUCAAUAGUCAUAUAAAAAAGUACUCCAAGUCACUAUUGAUUAGGGACAUGCAAAUUAAAACAACUCUGAUAAUACCUUAUACUUAACAGAUUGAUUAACUUGACAGAAAAGGAAAAUGACAAAUGCUGGAGGAAAUUUGGAAAAAUAGAUACACUAAUGCUCUGUUGGUAGAGCUGUGAAUGGUCCAAUCAUACUGGAAAACAAUUUGGAACCAUGUCCAAAGAGAUAUAUAAAACUGUGUGUAUCCUUUGAUUCAGCAAUACCACUACUAAAUCUGCAUCCCACAGAGAUCAAAGAAAAGGGAAAAGGACUUAUUUGUACAAAAGUAUUUAUAGCAGCUUUUUGUAGAGGCAAAGAAUUGGGAAUUGAGGGGAUGCCCAUCAGUGAGGAAUGGCUGAGCAAGUCGUGAUAAAAGAUUGUGAUGGAAUACUAUUGUGCUGUAAGAAAUGAUGAUCCAAGGCAGUCUUAUAUGAACUGAUUCAAAUUAUAUUGAACAAAACAGCAAAACUUUGUCCAUAGUAACAACAAUAUUGUAAUGGUAAUCAGAAAGACUUACUUAGCAACUUUGAUCAAGACAGUGACAUAGGUCCCAAGAUAAAAAAGCAAACAAAAUGCUAUUCACCCCUAGAGAGAAAGAAUCAAUUAAUUCUUUGAGUGUAGAUUGAAGGAUACUUUUUCAUUUCUUUUUAUUUUUCUUGGGGUUUUUUGUGUAUGUUUACUUUUGCAAUGUGACUGAUAUGGAAAUAUAUUUAGCUUGAUUUCACAUGUAUAAUCAGUAUAUUGCUUGCCUAUACUGCUUGCUUUUAAAAAAGGUAUCAUCCCACAUGUUUUUUUAUUGUCUUCUAUUCUUCCUUCUGAAUUUCCUUCUGUUCCCCUCAGUGCAUUGAAAAAAUUUUUUCCAUAUACUUUUUCAAAAAAAAGAAAAAUCACUAUUGGCAACUCACUUUCAAUCCCCUCAUAUAAUACUCCACCCAGGACAACCAUUACCUUCCUUUGGGGAGCUUAUUUUCCAGGAGAUAUGUGCAACAGCAAGGGAGAUGCACUGUACCAAAUUAUUUUACAUAAUAAUUGGAUUAGUGAGAAUGUUAUGGACCACUGACAACUUGAAGCUAAGCAACAAUUAUUAGGACCUUUUUGAAGAGGCAGCUGAAGAGUUACUUUUUAGAAAAUAGCUACUUGUUCUUCAAGGAAUGACAAAAUUGCUCCAAGGGAGUAUCUGACAGGUCUGCUGCAAAUUUAUGUUACACAGCAUCACCUGGGCCUUCAUUGCUGCCAGACAAUCCUAUUAUACCUCACUUAGCAACUCAUUCUCCCACUUCUUAGUAGGAGAACCUUUUCAUGCCUCCUCAAACUUCCUAUAGGCUCCCUCUACUCCCUUCUCAGCUUGCCUUGUUCAUUUGUGUUUCCCUCUUCUCCUUUUCCUCCUCUCCAAGUCAUUCAUUGCCUUCUGUUAAUAAUUUUCAACUUUGUCUCAUAUGAAGUGAGUGGCCUUAUUCCUUACCAAGACUUAACCCUUCUUGUUGUUCAAGCAGUUCCAUUCCAUCCUAUCUCUGACAACAGAUUGCCUCUUUUGUGAUCUCUACUUUUUCAUUUAUUUUCUUUGACAAUUUUUAUAUGUUUUCAGUUGCAUUUAGAAACAAUUUUUGACAAUUGUUUUUUGAUGUUUUAAAACUCAAGGGGGGAGGGCAGCUGGGUAGCUCAGUGGAUUGAGAGCCAGGCCUAGAGACGGGAGGUCUUAGGUUCAAAUCUGGCCUCAGCCUCUUCCUAGCUGUGUGACCCUGGGCAAGUCACUUGACCCCCAUUGCCUAGCCCUUACCACUCUUCUGCCUUGGAGCCAAUACACAGUAUUGACUCCAAGACGGAAGGUAAGGGUUUAAAAAAAAAAAAACUCAAGGGGGCAGCUGGGUAGCUCAGUGGACUGAGAGCCAGGUCUAGAGACAGGAGGUCCUGGGUUCAAAUUUGGCCUCAGACACUUCCCAGCUGUGUGACCCUGGGCAAGUCACUUAACCCCUAUUGACUAGCCCUUACCACUCUUCUGUCUUGGAACCAAUACACAGUAUUGAGUCCAAGAUGGAAGAUAAGGAUUUAUUAAAAAAAAAUUUUUAAUCCCCCUGUCCUUGUCAUGAAUAGCCUGAUAUAGGUUAUACCCAUACUUUAUGUAAUACAUAUUUCCUAUUCUAUCAUGAUAGAAGGCACAUAUCACACAUACAGUGGAAAUAUAAUGGAAGAUGUCAUGCUUUGAUCUUCACUGAGUUCCAAUAGUUCCUUCUUUGGCUCUGGAUAGCAUUUUCUUCAUGAGCUCUUUGUGGUUAUCUUGGAGACUUGCUUUGCUGAUAAUGGUGAAAAUCUUGAAAUUUUUCAGACUUGUGAAUGUUAAAAAUUUCCACAUUGAGGAAUCUUCCUUUGGAACAAAUUCCCUACUGGAAACAUUCCCCAUUUUGAUGUGAGAACUCACCAGGAUCAGAAAUGGGAGGACCUCUACUCCACCCAUACUUAAGACUGCUUUAGGGGAGAAAACUCCUUGCUAAACAAUGAAAGUACUUGGACCCAUGCUUAUAAUAAGGCAAGGAGUUCUUUGAGCCAUGCCUUUUUUUUAGAAUUGAUACAAUGAGAUGCUAGGUACCUAAAAAAAGGUCGGGCAAGUUUUCUCUUAAUGAGAUUAGUUGACUCAGCUGUGUUUUCACUGGUUCAGACUUACUGAGGAGAUUAGUAAACACAGCAGCAUUUUUUCUGGUUCAGACUUACUGAGGAGAUUAGUCGAUUUAGCAGGAAUUCAGAAUGGGCUGUCCUUUGGAAAACGUCUACAGUGAUUGGUAGAUGUAAGGACUUAGGGGAGGUGACAUGGGAGAAAAACCCCUAUAUAAGAAAAAGCAGAAUCUCUUGAGGGAAAAAAAAGCCUUUUGGAGGAUCUCUGAUGAGGAUCGCUUGGGAAGAAUCUCUUGAGAGAGGCUCUUGAGAAGGGAAGCUCUUGGAGGACAAUCUCUAAGGAGGUCUCGCUGGAGCUCCUCUGAGGGGACUCUGUCCCUCUGGAGGCUCUGGAGAGGCCCUUUGGAACAGUCUCUGGCUGGAAGGCUCUUUAAGGAGGACUCUGGAUGGAACUCUCUCUGGUGAAGUCAGCUGAGAUGGAGCUGGCCUGGUGUCACUAGAAUCCUUGCUUAGACAGACCUUGUGGUGAGUGUUAAAAGACUGACUGACUGAUCUCUCUUUCUUAAGACUCAGCUCUAGGCCAUAUUGACUUAAGGCCCUUCAUACUUAUUUCCUUUUUCUCUCUUUCUCUCUUUUCUUUAAUUCCACAUUUGUAUUAAUUAAAAUCUCUAUAAAACCCAGUUGACUUGGGUAUUUGAAUAAUUGGGAAUAUUUCCCUGGCGACCACCUUAUAUUUGAUUUAAAAACCAAGACACUGUAGUGAAACAUAUUUUCUGCAGUCAAAUUUACUCACUCUCUCUUAUAUCUAUCACAAUUUAUCUUCCAUUAUUUUAACUCACUACAGUUUACAUCACUCUUUUAACUGUUACAGUUUAAGGCAUUCAACCAUUUAAAAUCUAACAAUGGUUCAGCCCUUCACAGUUGAUCAUCUUAUAUUUCUGUUACUGUCUACAUUGUUCUCUUGGUUCUGCUUAUUUCACUUUGCAUUUGUUCAUAUAAGUUUCCAGGUUUUUCGGAACUCAUUCUGCUCGUCAUUCUUAUGGUGCAAGAGUAUUAAAUCACAACCAAAUACUACAACUUGUUUAUCCGGUCCCCAAGUGACUUCCCUUAAUUUUCCAUCUCUUCUUGUCUACUAUCAUUUCCUACUGCCUAGAAAAAUGCUCGUGUCUCCCUCAUCCUUAUCUGAUUCUUCCAUUCCUGUUAAUUAUCAUCUUAUGUCUUUUUUGCCCUUUGUGGCUAAACUUGAAAAGCUGUCUACCAGAGGCGCUUCCUCUUUCUCCCCUUUGACUCUUCUUAACAACCCCCUUACAAUCUGUCUUCUGAUUUUUAUCAUUCCACUAAAAUUGCUCUCUACAAAGUUGCCAAAGGUCUCUUAGUUGCCAGAUCCAGGAGCCUUUUCUCAGUCUUCUCUUGACCUCUCUGUAUUUUGCUGGGCAUUCUUUUAAUUCCUGAUACUCUCCUCUCUAGGUUUUUGGGAUAUUAUACUUUCCUGAUUCUCCUACCUACCUGACUUCUUCUCUGUCUAUCCCCCCCCCCCCCCAUUUUGUAUACAUACAUAUAUUUUUUGAAGUAUUUUUCCAAGGUUGUAUGAUUCAUGUUCUCUCCUUCCCCAUCUCUUCUCCCUCUCAGAGUUGACAAGGAAUUUCACUGGAUUAUACAUGUAUUAUCACUCAUGCCUAUUUCCAUGUUAUUCAUUUGUGCAAUAGAAUAGUCUUUUAAAACCAAAAACCCCAACUCCUAUACUCAUAUAAACAUUCUCUGUCUAUUCUACUGGAUCAUCUUCCAGAUCACUCUCUCCAAUUGUAGAGAUCCCUUGGGAUUCUGUUUUGGACCUUCUUUUCUCCCUCUAUAUUUCUUCCCUUGGUGAUCUCAUUAGCUCCAUGGAUUUGACUAAUAUCUUUGUGCUCAUGAUUCUUAAAUGCCUCCCAAACUCUCUGCUCAUCUCCAGUCUUAUAUCUAUAUCUCCAGGUGCCUUUAGAUUUCUCCAACUGAAGGUCCAGUAGCCUUUCUAGAUUCAGUAAGUUCACAAGGGAACUCUAUCUUUCCCCAUAAAUCUUCCCAUCUCUUACUUUUCCCUUUUAUUAUAGAGCACCAUCAUCCCCCCAUCUCUCAGGUUUAUAAACUUGAGAGUCAUCCUAGACUCCCCAUUGUCUCUUACUAUCUCCUGCCCCCAUAUCUAAUCUAAUGCCAAAACAUCCUGGCUUUCUCUUUGCAAAUCUCUGGACUAUACUCUUCUGUUCUGACAAUAGAUUGGGGAAGUCUGAAGGCAAUUAUGACUACAAUAGUUGCUAGGAGUGAAUUGGUUGUUAGUGUGAUAAUGAAGCUAUUCUCUUGUAUAGGUCUUUAUCAUCCUGCCCUUUGAUUACUGCAAGAGUCUGUGGGUCUGUCUGCCUCACAUCUCUUCCCACCUCUAUUCAGCCUCCUUUCAGCCACUAAAGUGAUUUUCCUAAAGGCAGGUCUGAUCAUGUAUGUCACUCAAUAAAUUCCAGGGCUUCCUAUGGCCUCCAGGAGCAAAUAUAAAAUACUCAUUUGGGCAUCCAAAAUCUUUCAUUACCUAACUACUUCCUACCUUUCCAGUCUAAAACCUCACUUCCCCAAUAUGUGUACUCUUUGAUUCAGUGACCCUGGCCUCCUGGCUGUUCCACGAACAAGACACUCCAGCUUUCAGCUUUGGCAUUUUUCUCUGGUCUGUUGUCCUAGAAUGCUCUCCCUCUUCCCUGACUAUUGAUCUUUCUGGCUACUUUAAGCCUCAGCUAAAACCUCACGUUGUACAAAAGUCUUUCCCAGCCCCUUUUAAUUCAAGUUCCUUCUCUCUGUUAAUUAUUUUCUUUUUUAUCCUGAAUAUUAGUGUAUAUAUUUAUUUGAAUGUGAGCUUCUUUUCUUAAAUUUUUUUAAUUAAACAUUAUUUUAUUUGAUCAUUUACAAACAUUAUUCAUUGGAAACAAUGAUCCUUUUCUUUGAAUGUGAGUUUCUUGAGGGCAGAGACUUUCUUUUGCCUCUUAUUGAAACUCCAGUUCAUAGCACAGUGACUGGCACACAGUAGAGGCUCAAUAAAUGUUUAUUGAAUGAUUGAUUGGUCAGAAGAAGUAGUAGUGGUUGGAGACCUCCUACUAAGGGGUUACUGUGGCAGAAACUGAUGAGAACAGAGACAAUUUGCAGUCUUCAUGGGACCUGCAUUCGGGAUAAGGUAGAAAAUUUCUCAAGAUUUGUCAGAUUAAGUAAUGGUUAAUCACUUCUGAUAAUUCAUGUGGCCACAAGGAACACUUGUGUUUUGGGAAAGUCAUUUUAAUGGCUGAAUGGAACAUGGCUUGGAGUGGAGAGGCUUGAGACAGGCAGACCCACCAGCAGGCUAUGGCAGUCAGGAUCCCCUUCCUGGAGGAGCCAGGGAGGAGCUCUUAGAAGGAAAGGAUAAGAUAGUGCUUUCGGGGAACUAAAAAUGUGGCCAGUACUGGAAGGGGGAUGACUCUUCAUGAAUGUGUUUUUCAGGGCUUCCUCUCCAGUCCUGAGGGAAUAGGGAUGUGGCUUCUGAGUGGCUCUUUGAGCAUGCCCAGGUGUGGCCACCGCCACUCCUCUUUUCCUCUGACGUCAGAGGGCCAGGACUAUGGCCUCCAGUUGGGGAGAAUUGAGGCAGUUUCAGGACUUACACGUGGUGUUUAGUUUCAUUUUCCUGGUAAAGGGGAGAGGCAGGCAGGGCAGCCUGAUCUGGAGAGAUUAUAGGAGGUGUCUCAGCAUGUAGCAGGAGCCAAAAUG